Messenger RNA from Prosopis cineraria, 918 nucleotides. Its product is annotated as protein SMALL AUXIN UP-REGULATED RNA 12-like. The coding region runs from base 228 to 542 and encodes 104 amino acids. NCBI's taxonomy places the organism in Eukaryota, Viridiplantae, Streptophyta, Magnoliopsida, Fabales, Fabaceae. The record is from RefSeq and is a predicted model, not a curated record. Gene Ontology annotation, biological process: response to auxin. The transcript has a single exon.
ACUCUCUCUCCCCCUUCACUUAUUCAAUGAUCUUAUAAUCACGUAUUAGACUCAGAAUGAUUUAAAAAAAAUGAAUAUAUCUGAUAUUUAUUUUACAUCAGGAGAGGCCUGGCUCUUCAUAAAUACCCCCGUCACUCCCCACACUAGCCUUCACCCACUGCCUCUACUUCUAUUCUCUUAUCUCAACACUUUACUCAACAAUUAAUCUUUAGAUCACGCCAUCUCUCAUGGCCAUUAGAAAACCCAGCAAGCUUCCCCAGACUGCAGUUCUGAAACAAAUCCUCAAGAGAUGUUCCAGCUUAGGAAAGAAACAUGGCUAUGACGAUGACGGCCUCCCUCUUGACGUACCAAAAGGCCAUUUUGCCGUGUACGUUGGUGAAAACAGAAGUAGGUAUAUUGUGCCUAUCUCCUUCUUGACUCACCCAGAAUUCCAGUCCCUCCUUCGUCAGGCUGAAGAAGAAUUUGGCUUCGAUCACGAUAUGGGUCUCACCAUUCCUUGUGAGGAAGGUGUUUUCAGGUCCCUAACAUCAAUGCUCAGAUGAAUUAGAGAAAAUAAGAAGCUGGGAACAAUCUGUUUGAUGGCUCUGCCGUGAAGAAGAUGCAUGACCAAGAUGAAGCUAGCAGCAGCUUUUGCUUCUCUUUUUUUUUUAACAUCUCUCUUCAGAGCCAUGUUUUUUCUUGUAAUCAAUUCUUGAUCUGCUUUCUUCUUUCAUUCUUUCCUGUGGUCUCGUUUUGGAACCCUGUUCGGGUUUUUGUGUUUACCAGUGACUCUAACUUUGAACCCAUGUGCAAUAUUUCAUGUGGGUGAAAUCUGUAAAAAGGUUCGAGAUUUUCCUCACAGAGGUUCUAUAAAAUUCUGCAUCCCCUGUGAGAGAAGUUAGUUAUGUCAAUGGAAAAAUGGGAGUUUUUUUUUGCUCA